Molecule: messenger RNA, 841 nt
Organism: Suillus paluster
Lineage: Eukaryota; Fungi; Basidiomycota; Agaricomycetes; Boletales; Suillaceae
Exons: 5
Coding region: 108-764 (218 amino acids)
Source: RefSeq, a predicted model, not a curated record
CUAUCUUUCAACGACUUUCGUUUGUUGGUUUAUGAUUAUUUUACAGGUUUGGCGCGCCCGAAGCCAAUUCUUCAUUUGACUUGCUCGUAUAGCUGGAUAUUUUGGCGAUGAACAAUGGUAAUCAGCUCAACUCAAGUGAUACUCAUGCGAUGGCCCCGUUUGUCAACCCCCUCACCAGCGAAGAAGAGUACGCGUUACGCAAGGCCAAGAUCGAGGAGGCCCGGCAGAAGCUCUACCAGAUGGAACUAGACAAUGAACUACAGGAGACGAUAAGAAAAGGGCGGGAGGCUGAGCAGAAACUGGCGGAUAUGAGAGCGUCCAUGGCAGCGGAAGUACCCAUCGCAGCAAGGCCUUCAUCAGGGAGUGGCUCUGGCUAUUAUCCUAAUGCAAUAUAUCCGUCUGCGGAAGACGCCCCUUUAACAGCCAGAAUCGAAGGAGAAGUGCGCGAAUCGCCCCCAAAUUCAUCUAGGCCGCCCACGCAAGUGCCAUACUUCUACCAUCCUAACCACCCGACCACCAUUCAGCCGCAAGAACCUUCAUUUCAGGCGCAUGCUCUCCAAUUUUCGACCCAGCCCCCGUUGCAGAGGCGAUCCUUGGGGCAAACGCAAGCGCAGGCACCCGCAAGACCUCAAAGUUCAUAUCUACCAUAUACUCGUGGCCCCGCAUUCGCUGUUAACAGGCUAUCAACAUUCAUUGCCCACCUCCGCUGCACCAACCUAUCCCCAGCAAACAGUGUAUCGGAGUCACCAACAGCAACGAUUUAGCGAGGAUUACUGGGCACGGCAGAGCCAGAAGUACGCUGCAGAGCUGGCUGCUGCAGGUGCGCCACAGGCGCAAAAUC